GAUCGGUGCGCAGCGAUGGCGCGGCCGCCGUGGCAGCGCCCGGGGACCUGGGCGCCGCUGCUCUGGCUGCUUCUGGCCGGGCCCGCCGCCUGCGCCGCCAGCCCCGCGGACGACGGCGCGGGCCCGGGGGGCCGGGGACCCCGGGGCCGCGCGCGGGGGGACGCGGGCGCCGACGAGGCGGUGCCGCGCCACGACUCCUCCUAUGGCACCUUCGCGGGGGAGUUCUACGACCUGCGCUACCUGUCGGAGGAGGGUUACCCUUUCCCUACUGCUCCUCCUGUGGAUCCAUUUGCCAAAAUCAAAGUGGAUGACUGUGGAAAAACUAAGGGAUGCUUUAGAUAUGGUAAACCAGGCUGCAAUGCGGAGACCUGUGACUACUUCCUUAGCUACCGAAUGAUAGGUGCUGAUGUGGAAUUUGAAUUGAGUGCAGACACAGAUGGUUGGGUAGCAGUUGGAUUCUCUUCAGACAAGAAAAUGGGCGGUGACGACGUCAUGGCCUGCGUCCAUGAUGACAAUGGCAGGGUCCGCAUACAGCACUUCUAUAACGUAGGCCAGUGGGCAAAGGAGAUUCAGAGAAAUCCUGCCAGAGAUGAAGAAGGAGUUUUUCAGAACAAUCGGGUCACCUGCAGAUUUAAACGCCCAGUGAAUGUUCCCAGAGAUGAAACAAUUGUUGAUCUGCAUUUGAGUUGGUAUUAUCUGUUUGCCUGGGGUCCAGCCAUUCAGGGCUCCAUCACCCGACAUGAUAUAGACUCCCCGCCAACUUCAGAGCGUGUUGUCAGUAUUUACAAGUAUGAAGACAUUUUUAUGCCAUCCGCUGCCUAUCAGACCUUCUCUUCUCCGUUCUGUUUGCUUCUCAUCGUUGCCCUGACCUUCUACUUACUGAUGGGAACCCCUUAACCACAGAUGAAAGGCCAAUCAAUGAAAUGGAUUGGAAAGUCUUUCAUAUAAAUACAUUUUUAAGGAAUAACUAGUAUAAUUUUAGCUUCUAUUAUUCCAAAAAAAACAAAAACAAAAAACUCAUAUGGUUUCAGCUUUUUGGAAAAAAGAACAAGCUUCUUUUUUAGUCAAAGAGGAUUGUUUAAUAAUGACCCCAUACUUAAAACUUUUCUAAGCACUUUCAAACACAUGUUAUUUGAGUUCGUGACAUCUCUGAGUUGGCUUGAUGAAAGUUAUGAUUGCCAUCUGACUGAAGGGGAUUUGAGACCCAGAGAGGCUGCCUUUUUAUGGUCCACCUGUCAUGUAGCCUUGGCUACUUGCUCAAAUAACACACAGCAAGGUAGAGAAAGAUCUAGACAUUGAAAUCAUGUCUCUGAACAAUCUUUACUCUGAGUACUACAGCAUAAGAGUUACUAGGGAGUAUUACUAUGGAGAACUUCUCUGGAUGUCACAGAUUCACAAGUCAGCCUCUUGGGCAGAAGAACAUCAAAUUUCCAUCAAGCCUAAGUGCUUUUGGAUAUUUACACAGCUGAUGGGGAGAACACGGGAGAUUACAGUGAUAUGAAAAUGGUUCAUAUUUAUUUGAAAUUUCUUCUCAGUUAAUGAGUCGCUAUGAGAAAACAUUUUUAUUGCUAUUUGGAAAAGUUAGAAAUGGAACUGUGAAUGUUCCUGAAGAUGUAAAAUUAUGUUAAUGAUAAAAAAUAUGGGAAUUCUUAGCAGUUAGAAUUUGGAUUCUUCUACCACUGUAUUUUUAAACUAAGGUAUUCAUCCUUGGUUGCAGACAAUUCUGUUGUCAGAAUCAGCAUACAUUAAAUAUGACUAAAUAUAUAUUAUAACAGACAAAUCAUCUUAAUAAAAAUUUAAGGCCUCUUAAUAAUAAAUCAACAUUUUUGGAGAUUGUAGAAAUUUGGAGUAGGAAUUUUUUAAAGAUGAGAUGUUUUUGUUGAAUGGGAAAAUGACCCAUAAAGUGAAUUCACCUGGAGUAUCCAUUAAAAAUGUUGAGAUUUGUAAAUUGGACUGGCAGUCAGCACAAUUUAUAACAACCCCUUGACGUGAUGUGUUUCCUUUUUUCAAAGAAGCCCCAAUGUUCCUUUGUUCCAAAUGUCUGUGCUAACAGCCCAUUUAGAGGACAGGAAUCUACUUGUGCUUCUGGGGCAUUUCCACUGUGACAUUCCAGAAUUCUCUGGCUUGCCCCCAUUUCUUUAAAGCUGGCUUAAACUUUAUGGUUUUUGUGAUUAAAUGACACUGGAGACUGUGAUUUCUAGUGACAUCCUCAAGAUUCAUGUCAGAGGUGAACAUCUGCCUGUGGGGAGAGCUUUCAAAUUCUUGUGCAACCAAAUCAAAAUAAGGAAAACAUCGAUAUUUUGUGACAUUGCGCAGUUACCAAGCGCUUCCGAGGGACAUAGGAGAAAUACUCCUUGUUGUAGAUAGGGAGAGAUUAAAUGAGAUCAAGUGAGCGGUGGAACUGGGUGGGAUUCGAACUCAAGACCUCUGGUUCAAAUUCGCAACUCUGCCUG
Molecule: messenger RNA, 2453 nt
Organism: Cynocephalus volans (Philippine flying lemur)
Lineage: Eukaryota; Metazoa; Chordata; Mammalia; Dermoptera; Cynocephalidae
Gene: FRRS1L
Product: ferric chelate reductase 1 like
Exons: 5
Coding region: 16-897 (293 amino acids)
Biological process (GO): regulation of glutamate receptor signaling pathway; regulation of postsynaptic membrane neurotransmitter receptor levels
Source: RefSeq, a predicted model, not a curated record